AUGGCAAGGACAAAACAAUGCGCGCGAAAGAAUCCCGGGGACUGGGCCUACCGUCCCGGAUGGAACUGCUACGAGAAAAGACCUCACCAACCCACAACGACGUCAGGACCGAGCUCAACUCAAACAGAAGCAUUAAUCCCAUCCAAUCCUUUCUCAGCCAGCAAUUCCACCAUUCCAAUCCCGGACCUCUCACGCUUCCGCACCCUCCCAUUCGAAAUCCGCACCUCAAUCUGGGAAGCUUUCGCCUGCCUACAACGAAUCGUCACCAUCCACGCCAUCACCGACCGCGGCCUCCGCGCCCCCAUCCCUCCCAUCCUCCACGUGUGCGCCGAAUCCCGUGCCGUGGGAUCAAAGCACUACACCCUAUCCUUCGGCUUCCGCGGCUCGACGGACUUCAACGACGUCUCUGAGCGGUGGGACGAUCAUCCUGCGCUGGAGGCGAAGGUGUAUUUUAACUUUGAGCGGGAUGUGCUGUAUUUUGGGAGAGAGUGGAAUGAAGGUAUUGUGGGACAGUGGUCUUGUGCGAAUCAUUUGAAGAGGUUGGUUAAUGGGGAGGAUAUGAAGAAGGUGGAGAGGAUUGGGUUUGAUGUUGAUGUUAGUGUGUGUUGUCAGCUGGCAGGGAGGAAUCAUGGGCCGUGGUUGGUGCCGUGGACGGGGUUGAAGAAGGUUUAUUUGGGGUUGAGGGAUCCUCUUCCAGCUGCUGAAAGUCUGUCUUACUUGAGAUCGAGUAAGCCGGAUUGGAAGAGGGAGGGGCUUUUGGAGGCAUUGGGUCCGGAUCUUUAUGAGGAGUUCGUGAAGCGGUAUCGUGGUGUUGGUAUCUGGCUAGAGGUGCCGGAAGAGCUUUCUGGUGAGGAGGCGGUGGAGUUCAUUAGGACGAGGUUGGGGAGAGUCUAUGGGACUCAGCAUGGUGCGUUCCAUGUGCAGCAUGGCGAGGAGGACUUUCAUGAUAUGUUUACUACAGCGUUGGUUGUCAGAAAGUAG
Molecule: messenger RNA, 981 nt
Organism: Mollisia scopiformis
Lineage: Eukaryota; Fungi; Ascomycota; Leotiomycetes; Helotiales; Mollisiaceae
Exons: 2
Coding region: 1-981 (326 amino acids)
Source: RefSeq, a predicted model, not a curated record